Molecule: messenger RNA, 907 nt
Organism: Mustela erminea (ermine)
Lineage: Eukaryota; Metazoa; Chordata; Mammalia; Carnivora; Mustelidae
Gene: POLR2J
Product: RNA polymerase II subunit J
Exons: 4
Coding region: 95-448 (117 amino acids)
Biological process (GO): transcription by RNA polymerase II
Cellular component (GO): RNA polymerase II, core complex
Molecular function (GO): protein dimerization activity; DNA binding
Source: RefSeq, a predicted model, not a curated record
GGAAGCAGUCGCUAACCCGGAAGAGGUGGUGGUAUAAGGCUUUGCUGGCGGUGGUGGCGGCUGUCUCGGCUUUGGAGGUUGGUGCGGCGCUAGGAUGAACGCGCCUCCCGCCUUCGAGUCGUUCUUGCUCUUCGAGGGCGAGAAAAAGAUUACCAUUAACAAGGACACCAAGGUACCCAAUGCCUGUUUGUUCACCAUCAACAAAGAAGACCACACGCUAGGAAACAUCAUUAAAUCACAGCUGCUCAAGGACCCGCAGGUGCUGUUCGCCGGCUACAAAGUCCCCCACCCCUUGGAGCACAAGAUCAUCAUCCGGGUGCAGACCACCCCGGACUACAGCCCGCAGGAGGCCUUCACCAAUGCCAUCACGGACCUCAUCAGCGAGCUCUCCCUGCUGGAGGAGCGCUUCCGGGUGGCCAUUAAAGACAAGCAAGAAGGCAUCGAGUAGCGGCGGGAAGUGUUGCUGGGCCGGCUCCUACCCUGCGCUGGAACCUUUUUCAGCUCCCAGUAGAGGAGAGCAGCUUCCCCAACGUUGGGGACAUCCUGGUGAACCCGUCCCCACCGACAUGUCCUACACACGGUUUGUUUUGCUUUCUUGAUAAAGAGCAGCAGGAGGCCUGACCGGGUGCUGCGGCGGCAGCAGGUGCAUGGGGCGCGUGGAGGCCGAGGACUGGUUUCCCAUCGUGGACGGGCCCUGCACCCCGGAUUCCUGGCUGAGGAGCUGGUGGGACUGAACUUCUAGACCAGCUCUCGGGAACCCAGGCCAGGCGUGGGGCCGGCAGCCAGGCAGCCUCUGCUCGCGGCUCGGCCGGCCUCCCACCGCGUCGGCACGCCAGCCGGGGCCCCAAGCAGCCCUCCAGCCUUCUUACACAGCAGAGAGUUUAAUAAAAAUAUUCCCCGAUAAAAA